AUGCCACACAGCACAAGCCACCGAGACAGCUUGGAGCAGCCCAGGGCAAAAGAAGUAUUUCCAGCUGGGCAGCUAUCUCCCAUCUCCUUCAGGACAAUGAAGCACUCUGGAUUUCCUCUCGGUCUUUUGUGCACCACCCUUCUUCUGUUGCUGGCACAAAGCUGGUCUCUCAGAAGGUGUCUGAUCUCCAUGGAUAUACAUCAUAUAGAAAAGAGCUUCCAGGGAAUAAAAAAUGCAAUUCAAGCAAAGGAUGUCUUUCAGAAUGUUACUAUCCUGUCUGCAUCUGAGACCCUGUACAACAUCACGCCUUCAGAUGUGUGCUGCAUGACCAAAACCCUCCUGAGGUUCUAUGUGGACAGAGGUUUCAGGAACCAUGAGGAGUCAGACCCUAAAAUUCAGAGGGGACUCAGCACCAUCGCAAAUUCUUUCCUCCAAAUUCUCAAUGUCCUGGAACAGUGUCAAAAUCAAAAGAACUGUUAUUGUAGAGAAGAAGUCACCGAGAAGUCUCAACUCAUUGUCAGAAAUUAUGAGCAGAUGGAGGUCAAAGCUGCAGCAAUCAAGUCGCUGGGAGAACUCGACAUUUUCCUAUCCUGGAUCAACCGGAACUUCCGACCUAAGGCUGCUACUACUAAGUGA
Gracilinanus agilis (Agile Gracile Mouse Opossum) is the source of this 636-nucleotide messenger RNA. RefSeq names its product interleukin 19 (gene IL19). The record is from RefSeq and is a predicted model, not a curated record. The transcript is spliced from 6 exons. The coding region runs from base 1 to 636 and encodes 211 amino acids. Lineage: Eukaryota; Metazoa; Chordata; Mammalia; Didelphimorphia; Didelphidae.